UUUUCGGACACAACAAGAUUUCUUCCGGUUCGUUGUUGAACUUUGAAGACGAAGGGGUGUGUUCUGCCUGAGCAAGCAUGACUAAUGCUUGGCCGGAUAACAAGCCGGACACAUUAGAGAAUAUAUGUCUCAAUGUGUGUGCCCAGAACCAAGAAACUUUCUGUGUUGAAGAUCCAGAUGGAAAAUUAUCCAUCAAACCUGGAGUGGACAUUCUUCCUGGGGUGGUCGACAGACUUGUGACAGCUCUUCAAAAGGAUGGCAUAUUGGAUUUAAAAUGGAUAAACUUAUUCAGAGACACUUCUUCUACCAGGCUGACUCGAAUUGAUCUGUCAAGAUGCAUUGUCAAGGACACAGAAAUGAACAUUGUCACAGAUCAUCCACUCCAGGAGCUGAUUCUCACAGAUACUGUGUUGUCAAAAAAUACAAUCGAAUGUGUAAACAAACUUUCUCGGACAUUAAGAAUUCUAAAAUACGAGAACAACCCACAGGAGUCAAUGACAGAUUUAACGUUUACAGGUGUUAUCGCAGAGAUGUUGGAAAAUCUACAAAUCAACAUUGUUGGAGAAAAACAGUUUGGAAAAGAUUUUUUUGUAAAUACUCCCAACCUACGGAUUCUCUCUUUACGUGAUUGUUAUUUUAAGGAUUCUUAUCAAAGCUGUUGUCUUAACAUUCUUUUGAACCCUCUAACUAGGUUAACACACCUUGAUCUGUCCAGAAGUGUCCUAGAUGGAGCUCACUUAAAGUGUUUGGAAAACCUUCAUAACCUCAUGUGGCUUAAUUUAAGCCAGAUUAUGUUUAAGUCUGAUGACUUGGAACAUGCUAUAGAUCAUGUUUGCAAAUGCAAAAAUUUGAGGCACUUAGAUAUUUCAUGUGAUUCCAUGGAACACCUUACUGUGAGUCAUUACUACAAUGGAGAGGAAUGCCUUAGAAAGCUCAUGAGUUCUCUCCCUUAUUUGACAUCACUUGAUCUUUCUGGUACAGAUCUUCCGAAGAUUCCACGCAAAGAAGUAUCUCACAAACUUGAGCCAACCACAACAAAAACCUCAGACAAUGAGAGGUGUGGCAUUGCAGGUCUUGAUGGUCGUAUUUUUGAGUUCCUGGGUCUGCUGCACUGCCAGGAUGAUCCUUGUACUGAAGAAAAUCUGCCUGCUAAACAGGUGAGUGGUCAUGCCACUGAGGAACAAGUUUUGAUCUCAAUACAGCGUUACUAUGAUAGGGACAAUGCUCUCACAUCCUCACUGAAUUCCCUCUUCAAAAUCUUCCGUUACUCGGUGGUCAAAAAUCAUUGUGCAGCUUUGGAGGCAAUUUUGCUUGGAAUGAGAGAAAAUCAAGGCGACAAACAAGUUCAAAUUUCUGGCAGUGCCUCUUUGUUUUACAUUGUCAAAGGGCCUCACAAAGACAACAUCACCUACUUACAGAAAAGACGUCUUAUCAGCUGUUUGCUGGAUGCUAUGGAGAAACAACAUGACGAUAUGACUAUGCUGAGAAAUGGCUGUUUGACUAUCUGCAACUUGUCUAUUCCUCAAGAUGUGCUUUUCUGCUACAAACGUCUAGUAAAAGUUCUAAUAGAUCUCCUCCGGAUAUCUGACCAAGAGGAAUUUAUUCAGAGAAUCAGCAUAUACCUUCUGAACUGUCUGGCUUGCCAGGUUGAUGGGGAUGAGAAGAAGACUGUUGGAACUCUUGGUGCCGUGGAGGUGAUGCUAGAUUUGAUAAGAAACAAAUGGCAAAAUCACACCUGUGACGAAGUGUUGGAGGUAGCAUGGAGUACACUCUGGAAUGUCACAGAUGAAACAGCUGACAACUGUCAGAAGUUUAUGAACAAUGGAGGUAUGGACUUGUUCAAGGACUGUUUACAGAGAUUUGUGGAUAAACCUGAACUACUAAGGAACAUGAUGGGUCUGAUGGGAAAUAUUGCUGAGGUGAAAUUUCUACGCCCGAAGUUAAUGGAUCCGGAAUACAUUACAAUGUUCAGUGAUCUCCUUGACUCCAAAAGUGAUGGUAUAGAGGUGAGUUAUAACGCUGCAGGAAUCUUUUCACACCUGAUGUCAGAUGGUCCAGAUGCUUGGACAAUCAGUAAUCCCUCUCGGGACGAAGUUAUUGAUAGACUGACAACUGCGAUAGAGAGGUGGCCUAUCAACUCGAGCCGUAACAUCAAUUACAGAUCCUUCAUGCCAAUCUUUAAGUUGGUGAAAGCCUUUGACACAACUGCAGCUCAACACUGGUCUAUUUGGGCAUUAGCCAAUCUUACUCUGGUUUAUCCUGGUAAGUACUGCAGUUUGCUGAAGAAAGAAGGGGGCAUUGAUUUAUUGGAACAAGUGAUUCAUGACCCUCGACCAACCACUGCAGUUCGAGAUUUAGCAAAACAAGUUUUACUGCAAGUGCAGAACGGAGCAGAUGCAAUGGAGAUGUAUGAUAAUCUGGAACAGGAGGGAGAAGGAGAGGCAGAGGAUGAAAGUCAAGACGAUGAAAGCGAUGUUGACAUGGACGGUUAAUUUGUAGAUGGACAUCAUCAUCAUCAUCAUCAUCAUCAUCAUAUCAUCGUCGUCAUCAUCAUUAUUAUGUAUCAGUUGCUGCCUUUAUUGCUCAAAACAAAACAUAGUGUGUGUUUUGUCCAGCUUGGUCUACAGUUUCUGUAAAGUUUUGGUUUAAAAGUUGGAGGUUUUAUUAUCGUCUUGUAUUGCAGUGAUAGCUUCUAUCAUGGUAAUAUAUAUUUCACAUAGUUAUUGCCUCUUUUUCAUUUGAUUUAAUUCAAGUCUAAGUUGAUCAAAGUUGAUUAGGCGUGAGUAUAGAUAGUGAAAACAAGCAGAUGUAGAUAUCUACCAUUAAAAUGCUAGUCACACAUUUCUUGUCGUUGGUUGCUGAUAAUUUUAGGAGGAAUAAUGGUUAUCUCCCCUCCUUCAGCUAAGCAUAUAGCUAUAGUAAACAUGAUGGACAGGAUUUUCAUAUAAAAACAUAUAAAAGCUGGUCAGAGUAUAUGAACAAAGACUUGGUAUUCACCAAGAUAUAUCAAUGCUAUUAGCUCAGAAUGCAUUAAAUCCUGACAGGGAACACAAGGCUGUAUAACCUGCCAAAGGCCUUAUUACAUACAGAUUAUCAGUUGUAUGUACUUGAAGUCCGGUGUGUUUAAUAAUAUCACCAUUAACUUCAUUAAAUUGUUGGUAUUUUGAUUCACUAUCACAUGGAAAUAUUGAAUAAUUACAGAAAGAAUCCUUUUUUUUCUAUUGACAUGAAAAAAUCCACUGGAUGUCUCUGGCCCAGCUUAACCAUUGUCAAAGUUUACUACCAGAAUUUCAUGAAACAAAAAAAAUAUAUAUAUAAUUCUUUGCAACAACUUGCACCUUAUAUUUUGAAAUAUGGGUGGGGUGUGUGUGUGUUAAUAGGUGUAUCUUUUUUGUGCGCUAUAAAGUAAGAAAUGAAGAUAAAAGCCAAUUAUCAGGUCAACUUGAUAAAAUAAAUGAAAUACUACUUGAAACAUUUAUUUAAUAAUUACAUUGCUGUAGAACUACAGUAACAAUACUCUAUUUAACAGAUUCCCUACAGUUUAGUCUCUCUACAUUAUUAAGGAAUUAGGAAAUUUAACUGCAAGCAUUUACUUAUAAAACAGCUUUAAUUUCACAAAUUUCUAAGCUUAUGAAUGUCCUGUCAACAGAUUGAGAUAGAAAUUUAAAUAAUCCAAAACAGGGCUAGAAACAACAAAUUUUGCUUUUCUCCUAGGAUACUACCAUUUUCCAUGAGAAUUGCAAGUAUCCAUGGACACCCUGUCUGCUUCAGACUUCACAAGGUGUUUUUCAGCACUGUGUGAUACUGUAAAAUUAUAUAGAGAAAACAUGGUCAGGGUCUUACAAUAUCAGCUGUUUUUAUGGCGAACCACUUUUGUCAUUGUUUCCAGGGCCCAACCUUGAUACUUUAGGGGUUACAAUCACUUUUGCUCUCUGCACCCCUGGAACAUGUCAUGGCAAAACUGAGGAUUCCAUGUGGUACUCGAAGUCGAAUAACAGUGUAUUGUAAUGGCUUUGAAGUUAUGUGUUGCUCCUUUGUAACCUUCAAACAGAGCAUAUCAGUGUGUGAUUGGCCAGUUAUUUUGUCCUAGAACAAAUCCAAUCACUUUUCUUGUGCCAUUAAUUUUGCCAUGACAUGUUCCAGGUGUGCAGAGACCAAAAGUGAUUGUAACCCCUGGAGUGUUGAAGUUGUCUGGAGCCAAAAUGUAGCUUAUAUUUUAAAUCAUUGACCUUGUAUUCUAUUUAUCUUGCAACACUGAUUGAGAAUCAGGCUAUGGAAACUUCAACAGUUUUUUGUUCAAUCUGUAUUUACCUGAUGUAGACAUUACAUUGAAUUUUACCUGGUGACAUAUGCCAAAAUAAUUCCUUGGCACAGAAAUAUAGUUCCAAAGCUAAACAGACAUUUUAUAAAUUUUAAUAAAUCAACUUGUUCAUUAAGAAAUGUAAAAAUGACAACUGUUGAUAUUUCUAAACGUAAUUGUCAAGUAAAUUCAGAGAGUAAUUCUGUUGAAUUAAUGCACAUGCUAGAAUACAGUUGUUUUCCAUCACUGUUGAAUAUAGCAAAAACAUGUGUCGCAAGUGUAUUCCAACAAUGGCAGCCGAAGUUGGAGUAUAAACACUUUUUUAUUCAUGUAUUUUAGGCUGCAAUUGUCUUUUUCUGUCAUGAACUAUUUAAACAUCAAAUUUGAAGUGUUUACAUAAUUUCAAACAAACUGUGGUGUGUGUGUAUUAGCUGAAUUUGUUCAAUUAUGUGAUUACUCUUGAGUUAGAAGCUAUAUUUCAACAAUGUAGGCACUUGAGGAAAUUUGUUUCCCUGGAUAUAACUUUCUUCUAUCUAUAAAUGAUUCAUGUUUUCAAGCUCUGUAUUCAUGAGAAUUAGUCAUUGUUUUUGUUAAGUAAAUCCGACUUCUCAAAGUUUUCUUUGCCAGAUAAAUUUAUUUUCAUAUAUAUAUUGCAUAUUAUCACCACUUUUUGUGUUACAUCAUGGUGUCUGACAUCAUUGAUCAACAUUUUCUUUGUGCUAUGUAACAAUUUCAUGUAAGUAUUUUAAAAAGGAUGAUGUCAUGUGUUAUGUCCCAAGAACAUUGCACAGAAUUUCUUAUCCCCAAAAGAUCCAAGAUAAAUAUAUGAACUUUCCCAUAAUUAAUUAGUUCAGUUUUCACUGGAUUUAUUCUACAGCAAUUUCAGAUUUUUUCACAAUAUAUAGUAAUUACCAGUGCUAAUCACUCUUGUUGGCUCUGUUAGAAGCAUACACAGGGUCUUAUGGUGUGAGGAAACCAGUGGAAACCCCACGAGGAUAGGCAGGUAACCCUAUACCAUUUUACAACUGUUCUGAGAUUUGAACCAUGAACACCUAGGUGAAAGACAAGUGUAUGCACUGCACCACCUUAUCACCUUCAAAAUUGUAAAACAUUUUGUGUAUUUUUUGGUCGUUUUGAAACUCUAUUUGAAUUUGCAACUUUAAAUUGACAAAUAUUAUCUGCCAUCUUUGUAGAAAAGCUUCUAUUUGUUUAUUGAGAGAUAACCUUUUCAUUAAAGAAUUUUAUUUGAUUUUUAGAUUUAUAAGGGAAAUGCAAUCAAGUGCAUCAACAGUGUUUUUUUCAGUUCUUGACUGAUUCUGUUUUCUUUUUAUCACCAAAUACAUGAGUUAUCCUGAAAUUUAAUUUUGAACUAAACAUUGAUGUGAUUUAUGUGUACCAUAUCUUUUCUGCAAUAACCCCUUUGUGCCAACAUACAAAUUCUGUUAAAAUAUGUUCAAAAGAUCUCUGAUUGAAAGACAAUGAAAUAACAUUUCAUUGUAAUCCUACUGAACAGCAAUAUAUGAGAAGACUUAUUACCAGGCAUGUGCUUAUUAUCAAGCAUGGGCUUGUUACAGGAUAAAUAUGGUACAUAUCAUAAUUUUUGGUAUCUUUCUUGCAAAGUGAAAAAGAUUUACCAAUAAAUUGAAUAUUGUGCUGUUUCACUGCAUGCAUCGUUCACGCAGGCAUACAAUUGUAAAUAUCAAUAGCUCAGUUGGUAGAACUGGAAUACAUGCAUCGUUCACGCAGGCAUACAAUUGUAAAUAUCAAUAGCUCAGUUGGUAGAACUGGAAUACAUGCAUCGUUCACGCAGGCAUACAAUUGUAAAUAUCAAUAGCUCAGUUGGUAGAACUGGAAUACAUAACCUCAGGUGAAGUCCUGAAGUGCAUGGUUACCCAUGUUAAUUUUUGUUUCUUGGAAGCUGAGAAACAAGCGUUUGUGCUGAUGUGGUUGUGCCCUUGGGUAAUACACUUUAUGGUUAUUACUCUGGAGGGCAUGCUAUGGGCCGCCUGUAUGUUGCUCAUUGAGGUAGCAAUCAGCUAUUACAAGCAGACUCUGCCUUAAAAUAACCCUGACUGUUUGCAGGACAAUAACCCAUCAAGCAAUUGACAACAAACCGUAAAAAUAUUUCUGUUUUGUAGUUUGGUUUUGUUAGUGGUGAUUGUGUGAUAUUAGGUGUCCUGAUUAAUAUUUUAACAUGAACAUAUGUUGUAAGUUUUACCUGUAAAUGUGUGUGACGUUGAUUUGAAUAUUUAAAUAUUACUAAGGUGAUUGAUAUUUCUGGCAACAUUUUUCCUACCUAUUUACAUAUCUUAAAAAAACGUUCAUAUAGAACAUAUAGCUAUUAAGUAAUUAUGUGUUGUUAAUUCAUAAUAUGUUUUAAGUUUCUGAAUCUAUCUUAAUGUAAGUUGGUUACGAGAUGAGCAGUGUUGUAAACCUGUUUGAAAAUGUUGUAUUCUAGUUAAAGUUUGAUGUUGAUUGAUUAUGUGUAAAGUGAAUAUAAUUUGUUCAAUCUGAAGUAGUUUUAUAGAUAUAGUAGAUGAUAUUGGUUAAGGUUUUUAAACUAUAGGAUAACAACAUACAUUAUAUAGUUCAUCUUAUUCUACGCUUUGUAGUCAUGGAAAUAUGACAAUAUAAAUAGUUGUAUAGUAUUCCAACAAACUUCUGCGGAAUAUUGUAAACAUGCUUAAUUUGGUGCAAAUUUUAGCACACUUAGCACAAGGAUUUAUUAGCAUGUCCACAAUAAUCGCUAUGUAAUUAACAUAUACAACAAAAAAUGCAGUACGCACAGUAUAGUUCAGCUUGAAAAAUACUAAAAUAAGAUAACUGUUAGAAUUUGUAUGUAUUCAGUAAGGAUGCUGGAUAGUAGUUCUUUUAUAGUUUUUAUUUUUGGUGGAUAGCUUUAUACAUUGAAGGAAAACUACAAUGUUCAAGGUCAUUUCAAAAGUGUUUAAAGGUCACCACAACUGUUAAGCUUACAGUCAGUGUAUAUAGCUCUUAUAUAUUUACAGUUUAGUUAUUUACCACUUUUUUAUGGUCUACUGUGACAAGGUAUCUCAUGUUUAUGAGGCUUAAAUGAAGUUGAUAAAUGUUUUGUUUGGUUUUGUGCUCAAGCAAAACAAGAUCA
Messenger RNA from Ylistrum balloti, 7424 nucleotides. Its product is annotated as protein zer-1 homolog. Bases 78 to 2492 code for a protein of 804 amino acids. Gene Ontology annotation, molecular function: protein binding. The transcript has 17 exons. Gene Ontology annotation, cellular component: Cul2-RING ubiquitin ligase complex. The record is from RefSeq and is a predicted model, not a curated record. NCBI's taxonomy places the organism in Eukaryota, Metazoa, Mollusca, Bivalvia, Pectinida, Pectinidae.